Ophidiomyces ophidiicola is the source of this 1551-nucleotide messenger RNA. RefSeq names its product RNA-dependent ATPase (gene DBP3). Gene Ontology annotation, molecular function: ATP binding; RNA helicase activity; RNA binding. The transcript is spliced from 3 exons. Gene Ontology annotation, cellular component: nucleolus. The record is from RefSeq and is a predicted model, not a curated record. The coding region runs from base 1 to 1551 and encodes 516 amino acids. NCBI's taxonomy places the organism in Eukaryota, Fungi, Ascomycota, Eurotiomycetes, Onygenales, Onygenaceae. Gene Ontology annotation, biological process: rRNA processing.
AUGGCAAAGCAUCUGCUACCCGUCGAUCCAGACACGGAAUCCGUCGCUCAGCAACCACAGAAAAAAAGGAAGAAGAAGCAGCACAAGUCCGACCAGGAGAAGACCGCGACGCCGCGAGACGAAACUCAAGAAUGUUCGCUCAAUGGUGACAAUGAUGGCGACAGUACUUCAAUUUCUGGCUAUGUCCCCUCUGCGGAUCUUCUUUCUCUCCCUCAGUCUUCUAUAGACGAAUUUCUUAGCACGAAUUCCAUCAAAGUCGCAAGCUCAAGCGAAGAACAGAAUGCUCGUCCGAUUCUAUCCUUCUCAUACCUUCCGAAGCGAUCGGAUAGCCUAUAUCGCCCUUUGGAAAAUUUCUCAAAGCCAACUCCUAUCCAGGCCGUUUCCUGGCCUUUCGCAUUUUCCGGCCGGGAUGUUAUAGGUGUCGCGGAAACAGGCAGUGGGAAGACCCUCGCCUUUGGCUUGCCAUGCUUGCGCAAAGUCCUGGAGUUGAAGCGUACGCGGAAACCUCGAAGGCCAUCCUCAGUUAUAAUCACUCCUACCAGAGAGCUUGCGAUGCAGAUCUACGAUGAACUGCGGAAAUUUACGGCCACUACAGAACUGGGCAUUGCCUGCAUCUAUGGCGGAGCGCCUAAAGAACGACAACGCCAGGAGAUUAAAGCUGCGUCAAUUGUUGUGGCAACUCCCGGAAGGCUAAAGGAUUUGCAGAGCGACCAAUCUAUUGAUCUGUCAAAGGUCAAAUUUCUUGUGUUAGACGAAGCAGACAGGAUGUUGGACAAGGGCUUUGAGCAAGAUAUCCGAGAUAUUAUCGGCGCGAUGCCCUCUACAAAGAAACGUCAAACGAUUAUGUUCACUGCGACCUGGCCUACUAGUGUGAGGAACCUAGCAACUGCUUUUACCAAACACCCAAUUACUAUCACUGUUGGGGAAAGCGAUUCAUCAGAUAUCCGCGCAAACGAGCGUAUCAAACAGGUUGUGGAAGUUUUGAAACCACAUGAGAAAGAUAAUCGCCUGAUAGAACUCUUGCGUAAGUAUAAUGGAGGCAAGAAGAGUAAUGAUAGGAUUCUGGUUUUCUGUCUUUACAAAAAGGAGGCGAUGCGGGUUGAACGUUUCAUUCGUUCUAAAGGGUUCAAAGUUGCUGGUAUACAUGGUGAUAUGAACCAGACCGAUCGAUUCAGUAGCCUUGAAGCCUUCAAGAGUGGCUCUACAAGUCUCUUGGUUGCAACGGAUGUAGCAGCCCGAGGUUUGGACAUCCCUGCUGUGAAACUCGUAUUGAAUGUCACAUUUCCCCUAACAGUAGAGGACUAUGUACAUCGUAUUGGAAGAACUGGUCGUGCUGGUGCUGAAGGAUUGGCGAUUACCCUCUUUACAGAACACGAUAAAGGCCUGUCAGGACCUUUAAUCAAUGUCCUACGAGCAGCGAAACAGGGUGUACCCGAGUCCCUCCUUAAGUUCGGCGCUACUGUUAAGAAGAAACAACACGAUUCUUAUGGGGCUUUCUUCCGCGACGUAGAUACCACCAAAGUUGCCUCAAAGAUUACGUUUGAUGAUUGA